Molecule: messenger RNA, 933 nt
Organism: Suillus paluster
Lineage: Eukaryota; Fungi; Basidiomycota; Agaricomycetes; Boletales; Suillaceae
Exons: 2
Coding region: 214-774 (186 amino acids)
Source: RefSeq, a predicted model, not a curated record
UAUCAAACUCUCCCGGACGUGACCCAGCCACAGAUUAUCCCCUAGGCCGUAUCACAUAAUGUUAUACACAUUACAAGAACUCGACGGGUCUCCUCAGCGCCGAAUCACGUAUCUCCCUCCGGGGCGAAACUAUUCAACUUCGCCAUCGUGCGCUAUUCAUGCCACUCCAUCGUUCCAGGGCCCAGCUACGUUCCCUCUCUGGAGUCACAAAUCAUGGUUUUAGAGAUGCUGUCUUCCGUAUCGGCCGAGAUUUUGGGCAUCGAUGGUCAUUUUCUCCGAAAGGGCCCUGCGGGUCCUGCACUCACGACUUCAUGUCAAAAUCCCCUGGUCGCACUGGGGACCCAACAUACUUGCUUAUUUCCGCAUCACAAAAGCCACCGAAUCAGUGAGUUUGGUAGCAGAUCGGCCUAUGCUCUUCCUCGAUAUCGUACCCCUACACCUAGACAUGGACUGGAAGCACUCUCCACUGAUGGUCGCUUCCGAUACGCGCACAUCUGGGACUUCAAUCGGCAAGCCGUUGCACGUUCAAAAAAUACGCACGACCCUGCCUCACCGGACUAUAUCAGGCGUUUUUCGUUGGGGAUUUCAUCUCGCAUCGUCCUUACAUUGCUACCGUCCGCCACGAGUCUUUUUAGGCGCGUGGCUUUCGCGGGCUGUUCUUGGACCAGGAUCAGCUUACUUUGGUAUGGUUGCGAAAUGACGGCGCGGUUGAUAUUUGGGUCGUUUCCCCUGAGUUGGCAGCCGAUGGCUCGGACUAGAACAAGUUCAUCAUGACUACAAUGCCGAUAUUGAUUGUUGAAUUUUGAUGCAGACCGACUAUCUCAACAGUGCAUGAUGGAUUGCGGUCUAGAUGUACCUACUGAGUAUCAAGAUUUACUUUGUGCGGCAUUACAUACGUAAUUCAUCAUUUUGCCGCAGCCUGGCUAGUCCUGA